Penicillium antarcticum is the source of this 453-nucleotide messenger RNA. RefSeq lists its product as uncharacterized. The transcript has 3 exons. The annotation marks the transcript as partial. The record is from RefSeq and is a predicted model, not a curated record. NCBI's taxonomy places the organism in Eukaryota, Fungi, Ascomycota, Eurotiomycetes, Eurotiales, Aspergillaceae.
CGCGGCGUGCUUGCUCUAUUCGAGGAUAUUCAAGCUAGUGAGCGCACUGGUGAACUCCUGAAUCAAGUUGCCCGUCAAUUACUUUCCGUCAAAAAGCGAUUGGGAAGUAUUACAUCAGAGAUAGAGGUUGCAAAGUCCACAUUCAUCUUCGGGCGGCAAUUUCGAACACCCAAAAUAUAUGUGAAAGAUUUUGGAGACCGACGACUAGCACUCAAACGCAUCGCUCAUGAAUCCGAGGCAUACGAGAUAGGAACGCAACACUAUCGAAACGUCAUUAGUGAACUCUUGUCUAAGAUUAGUCGCUUACGUAGUGGACAGCCAGUCUAUACCGACGAAGAAGACCGGCUUCCUAUAGGUGCUAUCAAUGCAAUAACCGGUGAUCACAAAUUUCCGCAACGCGAUAAAGCCCUUGAUAGGGACGGAUCCCCGAUACCCAUCCUUUGGCGAACAUGA